GACAACCACCUGGAGGCUGGAGCCUGGCGGCCAGCCGAUCGAGCUGAGGCACAACCUGCUAAACUGCAAAGAUUGUCAGGCAAAGCAAAUCAUACAGCGAUGGUAAGCUGCGAUUAGACAAUUAGUACGUACACAUGUCACAACCUCUUGUUCGUUUUUGUGGUUUCCCUAUAUUUGUCACACCAUGCAUGCAUGAAUUCUUCGCACGAGACUUGUCCAUUUUCAUGCAUGCAUGCAUGCACGUACACCCCGCAAAAUCCUAGACCCCGUAUUGAUUCCCCAUCCUCUCUUUGCAUUUUGCAUAUCCUACGCUCUCUCCUCUCCAUCUCCUUCCUCCUUUGAGCCACCAUGGGUUGCGGUGGCUCCAAAGAAGCUGUUGCCACCGGCAACGCUGGUAGCAGAAGAUGCAACCGCAACCUCUUCCGGAGGAAAUCCAGCGUUGCCGCCACCGCCGUCCAUCAACCAUCUCGUGAGCCGCUGCCGUCCGAUAAUGUUCCAGCCGCCAUUGUAAACGCCAACGACGAGGUGGUCACUGAGACAAAGGACGACAAGGCAAUCACAUUGACCAAGAAGGCCAUUGACGGGGAGAAAGGGGAGGGGAUCAACAACAAGGCUGAUCAGAUCGUCAAGGGCAACAGAGAAGCGUUCACCGUGAAGGAGGGAAAGGCGAAAUUGACCGUAAAUGCCAUCUGGGAGAAGAAAGACGUCGAGAUCAAGAAGGAUGAAGCGGUCAUCAAGGAUGAGAAAGAAUUGGUAACCGUUGUGAAGGGCAAAGAGGCACCGACGGAGAAGAAACAGGAGGAGGCCAAGAAAGAUAAGGCCGUCAAGGACAAAGAAGAGGUUGCUGAUCAAAAGAACGGCGUGGUAUCAACAGAGAACGUCAUCGUUGAGGAGAAAGAUGAAGAUAUGAAGAACGAUGGCGUUGUCAAGAUAUCGACCGAGGCAGCCAUGGAGGAGAGGAAAAAUGAGGGGGGCCAUAAAGACAAUGAUGAGGCUGCAUCGACCGAGAAUGACGUCGAGGAGAGUUUUGAGGAGGAUGACAGUGUCACCUUCCCGGUUGCCCCGGUGACCGAGGAUGAGAGUAUCGGAUUCAUGGCUGCCUCGGAGACCAAGGAGGAUGGCAGUGUGACCUUUGAGGCUGCCCCAGAGAUCAAGGACGAAGAUGACAGCGUCACCUUCGCGGCUGCCCCGGUGACCAAGGAUGAAUAUGAUAGCGUCACCUUCGCGGCUGCACCGGUGGCCAAGGUGGAGGAGGUGGCAGAGCAACCAGAGCCUUCUGAGCAUAAGGAGCAAGUGAAAAAUGAGGCAGAGCUGCCGGAGUCUACUGUUGUUACGGUUGAGGAGGUGGUGACCGAAGUUGAUGGUGCAGCAGAAACGGAGGAUGUGGCAGAGCAACCUAAGCCUUCUGAAGAAAAUGAGGAGGUAAAAAAUGAGGAAGAGCUGCCGGAGCCCAUUGUUGUCGAUGAGGUGGUGACCGAACUUGACAAAGCAAUGCAAGCGGAGGAGGAGAAGCUGGACACGGUUGAGGAGAUCAAGGUCAAGCAGGAAGAGAAGAGUGUCCCCCAGGAGCCAGAGGAGAAGAAACCUAGUGCUGCUUUGACAGAUGAGGGUAGGUUGGAUUUCCUAGAUUUCUGCUCUAGUGUAUCAUCAUGUGCUGAUCUUACUAACAGAGGACCCCCACUCGUCCCAUGUGCAGGGGUAUCGGAUGGGAAACAAACCGUUGAUUUGAAGGAGGCCAUAACCACUGAGAAAGGAGAGGAGUUGGCUGUCCCAGAGAAGAACGAUGAAGAAAAGGCUGCCACUCCAAGUGAAUCCGCGAUGAAUUGAAAAUGAGAUGUACCAUGUCAGAUGAAAUGUGUGCAUCAGGAAUGUUCAAUGUGCUUCAUUCAUUUUAUUCACAGGAAUUGUACAUGCAUAUGUGUUCUUACUUGUUACUGUUUACAUGCUUAUACAACUGAAUAGCAUGACUGUCAUUCUGUGUAAUACAACGGUAACAUAUUUAUCUAAAGUU
This is a messenger RNA of Phragmites australis (common reed), 2011 nucleotides long. RefSeq lists its product as uncharacterized. Bases 349 to 1827 code for a protein of 492 amino acids. The transcript has 2 exons. Lineage: Eukaryota; Viridiplantae; Streptophyta; Magnoliopsida; Poales; Poaceae. The record is from RefSeq and is a predicted model, not a curated record.